Penaeus chinensis is the source of this 674-nucleotide messenger RNA. RefSeq names its product histone acetyltransferase KAT7-like. Gene Ontology annotation, biological process: regulation of DNA-templated transcription. The transcript is spliced from 4 exons. The record is from RefSeq and is a predicted model, not a curated record. Gene Ontology annotation, molecular function: histone acetyltransferase activity. Bases 76 to 588 code for a protein of 170 amino acids. Lineage: Eukaryota; Metazoa; Arthropoda; Malacostraca; Decapoda; Penaeidae.
CCCCCCUAACCACGUGCCUUUGUUUAUCUUUUUCAGGAGAAGAACAGCCUUCUGAAUUACAACGUGUCUUGCAUCAUGACGCUACCGCCGUACCAACGCCAGGGCUACGGCAGACUCCUCAUUGACUUCAGUUACCUCCUGACGAAGAACGAGGGCAAGAUCGGCUCUCCCGAGAAGCCCCUCAGCGACUUGGGUCUCAUCUCGUACCGCUCCUACUGGAAGGACCUCCUGCUCAGCUACCUGGCCACCUACACGGAGAAGAACGUCUAUAUCAAAGAUAUGAGCACGGAGAUGGCCGUGAGCUCGUACGACAUCGUGAGCACGUUCCAGGCCAUGGGCAUGAUGAAGUACUGGAAGGGGAAGCACAUCCUGCUCAGGAGACAGGACCUUCUGGAGGAGUUCCUGGAGCGGCAGAAGCGGCGGCGCGCGGACUACAAGGAGAUCGACCCCAAGUGCCUGAACUGGCGCCCCUACGUGCCCCCGCCGCCCUCCGAGGACCAGACCAGCUCCAACAAGAACAAGGCCGCGGCAGCCAACAAAGCGGCGGCGGACAGGAAGAAGGCGCAGGCGGCGGCGUCGUCGCAGUAGAGGGGGGGAGAGGAGAAGGAGGGGGAGGAGGAAGGAAGAGGAACAAAGAGGAGGUGGAGACGAAGGAGGAUGAGGUGGAGAUGAAA